UAGAGCGCUCCCGGGACCCUGAGAUUCUAGUGCAGUUCCCAGGAGAUCUGAACGCGCCUGCCGAGCUAAGCUUGCGACAUGUAUCAAACUAUGGAAAUCUAUAUGGGCAAGAAGAAGAAAGUACAAAACCGGUUCCUGCCAAACACCUAUAGAAUAUUUAAUGAAAACUUACUGGACGUGAGUUUGGAUGAAGCUCAGGUGAGCCGUCCACCUGCAUCCACAAAGUUUGAAAAAGUUUGUCAACACCCAAGAUCACCAGACCGCAAUAACAUGCCUCAUCCAAACUAUGCCAGAUUUCUAGAAGACAAUGUGAGAUUUCUGAGGGAGCCGAUUUGUCACAUGGAGACAGCAUACAGCAGGCAUAAACAGAUGGAUUGGUGGCCGAAUAAUGAGGAGAAUUUGAGUCUUCACAAACCAUCAUAUGACAGGACGACUACCCAGAGAAACGAUUACCGGAAGUUGGUCUAUACCUGUAGUCCCCAAACACGACAUGGCUGUAAUCCACACAAGUUUCCCUUGCGUGGAAUAGCCCCCCUUGCCUCUCCCAGAACCAAAAUACGUUUACCAAAACUGUUACAGGAAGAAAUCUCAUAUGUACACAAAUAUGACUCAAGAUCAACUCCGAAUGAGCCCAUUAGGGGAAAGCGUCAUGGAGCCUUUGUGUGGAAAGAGAUAAAAACAGCCAAUGGGCCAGUAGUUCCUCAGGGAACUAAGCUGUUCCUGAAUGCUACAGGGUCACAUUCACUAGAAAAGUCACAAACAGGGAAAGGAAGUUCAGUGGAAAGUAGAAUGACCUCACCCAGUCUCCGCAUGCACAGUUCCCAGCAGAUGUUUAACUCUGAAGCUCGCUUAUCAAAAACAGACGUCAGAGAAGCAGCCAAGACCUAUCCCAAAAUGACAGCCAGAGAGUACAGCGUAUCAGGCGACUCUCAGGCGACCAUAGGCAAGAGCCUUGUUCAUAUUGGCGAUCUGAUAUCUAGCCAGCCACGUGAGAGCCCACUGAGAUGAUUCCACUAGCACCAGAUGCUACAUUAUGUAUUGAGCCUUCCGUCUGCCCAAAAACUGGAAACUGGAUCAGUUUCAAUUCCAUGAAAACAAGCACCAGUUGAUACAGAACAUCUAAUGCAGCUUUCAGUUUAACACAGGAUUCUUCUGUGUUGUCUUCCUAUGUGCAACUUUAUUCUCUAUACUGCAUCUUUAGUUAAGAUUAUUUUCUGAUUUGGUAAAAAUAACAAAAUAAUCUGUAAAUCAACUGAAUAUUAUUUUGUUCUUUCAUACUAACAGUCUUUGUCUUUAUUGCUGUGUGUUUAUAAUAAAACUUGUGCCAUGAUAUACUUACAGGAGGAGAUUGUUUUUAUAUCUCUUUAUUGAGAUAACAAAACAAUGCCACAAUAAAGAAGAAUAUCAUAAUAA
Molecule: messenger RNA, 1413 nt
Organism: Bombina bombina (fire-bellied toad)
Lineage: Eukaryota; Metazoa; Chordata; Amphibia; Anura; Bombinatoridae
Gene: CIMIP6
Product: chromosome 4 C2orf73 homolog
Exons: 5
Coding region: 79-1008 (309 amino acids)
Source: RefSeq, a predicted model, not a curated record